CAAACCACAAACGUCCCAUGUACAUGUCCCGACCCGUCAAAGUAGAGGAUCGUCCGUCGCACCGCUCCCCCGGUGUCAGCAAUUCGCGCGCCCGAGACUUAACCUGGUACAUCGACCUAUCCGCAAGCACCGCCCCCGAAUCCGUCCGCGCCUCUCUCACCCGAGCCGCCAGCGAUGAUGCGCGUGCGCCUACACUUUGAGUCAUGACCGCGUCUGGAUCGCUUCGCCCACCACAACAUCGCCCACUGUCGAGUUUGCCCCACGCACCGCUACCGUUCGAUUCUGCUCCCCACCAGCCGCUGCGGCCCGUUGAGUCGCGGACCCGUCUUGGGCCGACCUAGCCCGGUAUGCUGUCCCAUCUGCGAUUUCACCGGCGAGGGCAUUCGAAUCCUCCCUCGCCGCUUCCCGACCAGCAUCCAACUUCUCCUCCCUCCUCGCUCCUCUCGCCCUAUUCUCCAGACGCCUUCUCGCCCGACCUACGCCAGGCCGCCUCCAACCCCGUCGCUCAAGCGCCCACAUUACCCCCCAUCACCCGAGUUACGUCAGCCGAAUCUGAACGGGAGCCUCGACGAGAUGCCGAUAUGACGAUCCAACCGGACCCUCGAGCCCCGCCGCCGCGGUCGCCAUACAACAGCGAGUCCAGCUUUAUAGGGGGCGUUGCCCUCAGGAAGUAUCGGCGGGACAUGGCAGCUCAAUCCACCGACACCAUAGACUCUGCCAGAGGGACUCCCCAGUCGACACUGGCCCCCGUCAAUCCUCCUGCGCCCUUAAGGCCACCUCCCCAACCCGUGAGGAACAGCAAGCAGCCAGCGUCUUUCAGUACUCCUACCGAUCUCCACAACUCAGCAGCCUCCCCAACAGGUCGUCGUCCUGCUGGCGCCCGCCUCCAUACCGAACUGCCAACACUUUCCACAACGAGCAGCAACAGCGACAACCCUAAGCCCAAAAAGGGACUGCCAUUCCUAAAGAACCCCAUGUCGACCUUAUUGAUGAGGAGGAAGAACAGCCAACAAGUCCCGAACCUUGUUCCUCUCCCGCUUAAAAACCGCCCAGAGGAGCCCAUGUACGACCCUCGUAUCAAAGGCACGCGUGUUCACGAUUUCAGUGCGCCGAGACCCAAGAGAGUCAUUCCCAGCACCAACAGGGAUCCAGCCUACGUCCUCUCUCCAUCCCAAUCUGGCACCUUGCCUGAGCUGGAGAGGUUUCCAAAUACAAUAGCUUCCCCAGUCGAGAGUGGUCAGGCGUCUGCCACAAGCGAACGGAACCCAAGUAAUGCCUCAGCGUCUGUGUACUCACAAGACUCGCUCAAACCCACCCUGAGCAACACAUCUGAUAUGAUGAAUGGGACUGCAAAUGCAAUAUUGUCCCCUCCUCAACAUGCUCCUCCGGUGCCUCCAAAGAACGAGGGACCGAUCUCGGUCCAGCCGAGGUCAUCUCAGGCAUCCCGUCUCAUCGAUGACGCCGGGUCAGUAUACUCGAAAUCAUCUACGCGUGUCGGUCGUUCAAGAGGACCCUCCCUAUCUGGUCUUUCCGGGAAAGACAUACCUUCUGCAUUACCCCGUCACAUGAAGAGUACGUCUUCAAGAUUCAGCUUCGAUAUGGUUGGCGCUGCAAAGCAAGAAAAGCUGCUCGAAGACAGGCACCGCCAGCGAGAGCUGGAAAAGCAGACAACUGAGCCCGACCCCCCGUCCAACCGAGAUUCUCGAUAUGACGAUUUUGACGAAGAUGGCUUUGACUAUGACGCCAUGAUGGAUGACGACGAAUACCCCGAGGAGGAAAUCAACAUGGUAGGGGAUGAUAUCGACUAUCUCAACAGCAGUCUUGGAGGCGGUCUUGGUAGCGGUCUUGGAGGUGUUCUUGACGAUGAGCUUGACCCUGACGACGACCAGGAGAAUUUCUCAGGCUUUGUGUUCCAAAGAUCCAACCCGACAUCUACUUUGACCAGCCCACUCAGCGCUGGAUUCAUCGCAACGCCACGGGAUGCGGAAGGGAAUGCUAUCGGCUUCGCCAUGAGCAAAAACAGCCCCGGACUUCCUGAUUCUCUAUCGCCCAAUCUCCUUUCGCCACAUAUGCUGCCAAAUUCUGACCUACAAGCUGCUGGGUUAGGAAUUCAAGGCCUCGACAUUCCGGGACCAACCAGUCUUGAGAGCGACGUUGCAUUCCAGCAACAUCAACAGCUCCCCACUACCAAUGCGCCACAGCCCGGGAGGGAGGAUGACACCUAUUACGACGAUGAACUGAUGAGAUACGAAAACCAGGAGUUCGCUGAGGAUCUCGCUGCCCCUCCAGAAUGGGAUGACACCCCUUUCGAUGAGUCUAUCUUUGACAACAACGACACUGACCAGUUUGGUCGGCCAAUUGCAGGAGCAUUUGCGCAGGCACAGGAGGAUCGGCGUGCAGGUCAACAGGAUGUCCAAAAGCGGGAAUCUGAUGACAUAACGUCUCGGUUCUCUGCUCAUUCUGACGUUUCUCAGUCAACUGCCCAUACUUCACUAAGUGUCAACGGUCAAAAACCGGCCGACGAGAAGCAACCUGAAGAAAGCACCCCAUCGUUGCAUUCGUCACAGAGCCCUGUUGCAUCCAAGGGAGAAGAACUUGAUGGUGAUUCUGUGGCUGCCUACCAAGCUGCUCUCGCUGCUGCUGCAAACAAAGCUGCUCUCUCCGGCAAAUUCCAACGCACCUCAUCACCCCGGUUAGAUGAGCCUCCUUCGUCCGAAAUGGGACAAUCACCAGACACGCCCGGCCAUGGGACAUCCUUUGAGGAUGAUAUCUAUGAGGACGACGGAUACUCAUACGAGAACAUGGCCGAUUUCGAACUCGAUGACGACGCCAUCAUUGCAGAGGCAAAUGCUAGUGCCUUGGCCAAUGAUUCGGAUGGAUGGUACGGCCAGGAAUUUGGCUUUUACUCCGCGCCAGGUCAGCAGUACGGAUCACAUAAUCCAAACCAGUCGGUCGAAUACGAGUUUUCCAACGGCGGAUUCUUUGGACCUAAGGGUGGUGUCGACCGAUCGACCAGUGGUCGCAUGGUGUCUCGGGAACCAAACCUUACGCCCAUCACGGAACGGUCCGAAUACUCUAACCGCAACUCAAUGAUGAGUCUCAACAUGCCAGGCUUCAGCUCAGGGACCCCAAUCCAGAGCCCCGGUCUUGCACAGCUUGCCCUCUUGGGCUUGGGCGAUCGCGGUGACGAGAUGAGCCUAUCAGCACUUCUUCGACUCCGGUCUAAGGCUUGGGGCAGCUCUCAAGUCAGCCUGGCUUCCAGCCAAGGUUCUCCCCGGUCAGAAAGGGGAGAUGCUCCCAACUCGCCAUGGGGGGCCACAUUCUCAAGCCCAACUAGCUACCACGCUCGGAAGAACUCGGUCCUGUCCACCGUCAGCCAGGACUCGGAUGACAAUUGCAGCGUAUCAGGAAGUCCCACGUUGACGGGGGGUAUUCCUGGUUUUACGCCCUCCUUACCACCCGUUCCGCCAUUAAUGAGCCCUGGUGCUGAAUCACCAGUGAAUAUGGGUGCUUCAACUUGGAACAUGGCAUCAAGCCCGCCAUCCCAGUUGAACACAGUCGUUUCGCCGCUUACGGACUCGGUGGGUACGCCGUUUUCACCCUCCGCGAUGAGCCCGCUCGAACGUCACAAGAGUUCUGACAGCUCGGGCUCCAACGGCCCUUCUCGACACAUCAAGUUGGGUCAUCGGCACAACGCAUCAGCUGAUAGUAUAUCAUACACAAAAGAGGAGGAGGAUAGCGGGGCUACUCGUUGGGUCCUAGAACGACGUCGGACAGGCGAGGCAGGACAAGAGAUUCUCGAGAGAGAAGUUGUCGAAGGCGGACGGAUUUAGAGCAUUCCCCUCCGCCAAUGGAUGAAUCACGAAUAAUGGGAAUCACAACAUUACCCAUACACCCUACACCGCAGGGAGGAGUUUGUGACUGGGACAGGAUAUUAUAUAUACACUUUGGGAUGUGAGUCGGAAGCGCUCAACUGCACCGGCUCCGGUAAGCUUUUUUUCUAGACGGGCAGCUCUUGAGGGCAAACUUGUGUUGAAAAGUUUUGUUUGGUGUUUGGGAACAUACCUAGGAAUUCUUGGAUAAAUGGAGGAGUGGCGAUGGUCACAGUUCAUUCUUCAAGCCUGUAGCAGGAGCUCGGGGGCUGUGAAUAUUUGACGAGGUUCGGAUAAUGAGGACCAUUGAUACCAUAAAACACGUGAAUUUCUUCCGCA
Molecule: messenger RNA, 4211 nt
Organism: Ilyonectria robusta
Lineage: Eukaryota; Fungi; Ascomycota; Sordariomycetes; Hypocreales; Nectriaceae
Exons: 1
Coding region: 348-3833 (1161 amino acids)
Source: RefSeq, a predicted model, not a curated record